AGCAGCGACACACCAAUCGCGGAGUCAGCAGAGUCGAAGGAAUCCAAGGAAUCUCGCGAGAAAAAGGAGGCGGCAAAGCCAGCAGCGAAGUUCCGAGCGGCAGAUGACAACGAAACAGUAAACGAGGUGGUCAGCAAUUGGGGUGCUGCCCAGGCGAUGUUACAGAAGAAGGAAGGAGCAGGCACACCAUUGGGAGGUGCACCAGCACCAGCAAAGCCGCCACCACCACCGCCUCCGCCACCAAAGCCCAAGGGUCCUCCAAGUACUGGCUUCCGAGCGGCCGAUGACAAUGAGACAGUAAACGAAGUUGUCAGCAACUGGGGAGCUGCUCAAGCUAUGUUACAGAAGAAGGAAGGAGUCGCGAAUGUUCCACAGGGGUUCCGAGCUGCAGAUGAUAACGAGACAGUGAAUGAAGUUGUUAGCAACUGGGGAGCGGCCCAAGCUAUGCUUCAA
Ostertagia ostertagi is the source of this 453-nucleotide messenger RNA. NCBI's taxonomy places the organism in Eukaryota, Metazoa, Nematoda, Chromadorea, Rhabditida, Trichostrongylidae. The record is from the annotation of a GenBank genome assembly.